Corvus hawaiiensis (hawaiian crow) is the source of this 1121-nucleotide messenger RNA. Its product is annotated as histone H3. The transcript has a single exon. Gene Ontology annotation, molecular function: structural constituent of chromatin; DNA binding; protein heterodimerization activity. Gene Ontology annotation, cellular component: nucleosome. Bases 23 to 433 code for a protein of 136 amino acids. The record is from RefSeq and is a predicted model, not a curated record. NCBI's taxonomy places the organism in Eukaryota, Metazoa, Chordata, Aves, Passeriformes, Corvidae.
GCAGGGUGCGGAGGGCAUUGAGAUGGCGCGUACGAAGCAGACGGCGCGUAAGUCGACGGGCGGCAAGGCGCCCCGCAAGCAGCUGGCCACCAAGGCGGCCCGCAAGAGCGCGCCGGCCACGGGCGGCGUCAAGAAGCCGCACCGCUACCGGCCCGGCACGGUGGCGCUGCGCGAGAUCCGGCGCUACCAGAAGUCCACGGAGCUGCUGAUCCGCAAGCUGCCCUUCCAGCGCCUGGUGCGCGAGAUCGCGCAGGACUUCAAGACCGACCUGCGCUUCCAGAGCUCGGCCGUGAUGGCGCUGCAGGAGGCCAGCGAGGCCUACCUGGUGGGGCUCUUCGAGGACACCAACCUGUGCGCCAUCCACGCCAAGCGCGUCACCAUCAUGCCCAAGGACAUCCAGCUGGCCCGCCGCAUCCGCGGCGAGCGCGCUUAAGUCUUCCAGCUUUCAGCUUCAAAACCGAAAGGCUCUUUUAAGAGCCACUACAAGGCCACCGGAGAGAGCUGUUGUCUCUUGUUACGGAGCAGGCACAGGCAGUCCGCACCAAGCACUUGUCCGUGCUUAAAGCAGUACUAGUUCUGGGGUAGCAGGGGGGAUUGCAGGCCUUCCGUAGUGUCCAGCCCCUUGCGCUCCGUAUGCGUUGGUGCUUCGAAGGCUCGCUGUACAGAGCCGCCGGCGCUGGGAGGGUGUCAGGGGCUGUGGUGAGGCGAGAGCGGUGCUUAGAGAACAGGCAGCCUCACAAGCAGGACGGGGGAGGAGGGGAAGGCUUUGGGCACAGGGCUCGCAGCCCCUUUGCCGUGCAGUGCCUAGGGCGCUAACGGGUGCUUUCCGCUGUUUCUUCUUCCCGCUCUGUCCCGCCCACCGAAAGGAGAGGGGAGAGCCGCCGCCAUUUCAGGAGCUUCCUUCCCCUUCCAGGCUGUGGCGGUGAAAUUGGUGCCGCGAGAGCGGCUGCGGCAAUCGCGGUUGCCCCGGACCUCCAAACCCUUUCUUUUUCUCUCCCCUGUCUGUCUGUCCCUUCCAGCGCCCUUUCGAAAGAGGGUCUGGGGGUUGAGCGGGUGGGGCUCCGUGUGGAGGAGAAUGGGGGAAUAAAGGACGUGACUUUCCGAACACGUUUCCCUCUAAC